UCUCGACCGUCGGGUCGGAUUGAAAGUGAAACUUUACGAUCUGGCGCUGAUGAGUGAUGAUGGAGUGGAGAGGCACGUCCGUUCGGACCCGACGCCGCUUUCACCCAUUCCAGCCCUUUUCGCGUCCGAAGGAGGAGGCCGACGAGGCAGUAAGAGGAGAAGCCCUCGCCCUCGGCGUCCCCGGGAUCUUCUCCGUCUUCCCGGAGCUCUCCUCCAUUCUCGCCCUUGCCGGCAUCAAUCCACGGUCUCCGGGGCUCUCCGACCUCCAUCUCAAGCCCUACUCGCCGUGCUCCGCUUCGACCUCUGAGAAGCUCCUCUCCCCAACCCCUAUCCGGCCAGCCCCCCUCCCCGAGCUCUCGUUCGUCGUCUCCGUGCGAGGAGGUCGGGGCUGGCGACUCGUGGUCCGGUUGCUAUUAGAGGUCAUCAAUCAAAAUUUUGGACGUGCUUCCAACUGGUUCAGAUAGCAAGUGGAAACUCUGUGAUGAACUGCAUUUCGUACGUAUCUUCUGCAGUUCUCUUUUCACAUAGGAGUCAUGUCAUCAUGAGGAGUUCUUUAUAUGGCUUUUCUAGUACAUCAUGGAAAAGUGGCAUACAGCAUGCUGGCAUUAAACUAUUUAAAUUGGAUUUCAUCUUGAUGGGAUUCUGUGUUCAAAACUUCUCCACUCGGCGUUCACAGACUCUGCGGUUGCCAAAGGUGAAGCCGCAACCAUCGAUGGAGGAAGAAAGUAAUGCAUUCUACGUUGUUCGGAAAGGGGAUAUCAUUGGUGUCUACAAUAAUUUAAGUGCUUGUCAAGCUCAAGUUAGCUCAUUGGUAUCUGAUCCUUCUGUCAGUGUGUACAAAGGUCACUCUCUCCAUCAAGAAACAGAGGAGUAUCUUGCUUCUCGUGGGCUGAAAAAUGCUUUAUACUCCAUGAAUGCAGUCGACUUGAAAGACGAUCUGUUUGGAAUCCUAACGCCUUGUCCUUUUCGGCAACCAGAUGGACUUGCCUCUUUAGUUGAUAAAACACCCAAAAAAAAGUCUUCUCGGAAAAGAUCGAAGGAUAUGCUGAAUAACUUAGAUGCAGUUAGAUCUACCCCGAUUGAACAGGCAAAUAAACAUCUCAAACUAAGGAAUUCUAAUGAGUAUGGGUCCUUGGGCAACCUACAAAGAACAACCUCCAAGCCCAGAAAUCAGCAUGUUGAUAUGGAAAGCACGUGCAUAAGCUUUGAAAUUGUGUCUUGUGUUCUUGAGUUUGAUGGUGCUUCAAAAGGAAAUCCUGGAAAAGCUGGUGCUGGAGCAAUACUUCGAACUGAAGAUGGAACUGUGGUUUCUCGGCUUUGUGAAGGUUUGGGUGAUGUGACCUGCAAUGUUGCAGAAUACCGAGCCUUGAUCUUAGGAAUGAAAUAUGCUCUUAAGAAGGGAUUUAAGCUAAUUCGUGUGCAAGGUGACUCUAAUCUUGUCUGUAUGCAGGUACAAGAUCUUUGGCGAACCAAGAACCAAAAUUUGGCUAACUUGUGUAAAGAGGCAAAAGAACUAAAGGACAUGUUCCUAUCAUUCAAGAUCAGCCAUGUCAAAAGGGAGUUCAAUUCCGAUGCUGAUGCUCAAGCAAAUCUAGCUGUUGAUCUUCCUAUUGGCAAAGUUUGUGAAGAGCCUGGUGAACUUUUUGAUCUUCCUGUUGGCAAAGCCUGUGAAGAGCCUGACGAAGCUUCCUAAUUCUGAUUCUCGAGGCGGCUCUUUCCAUUUUGGUGUGUUCUUUUUGGGACUAAACAUCAAAGAUGCUGAAGCCCGAGUAUCUGCUUCACUGGUGGCACUGCCGAAAAAAGAACAGAUUCCGUCUAGCAUUCUUACCUCUAUUUAUGGGGAAUAAAUACAGGCUUAUGUACAGCUGCUUCAACUGUUACCAUUUGUUCUUUUUCUUAAUCCUUUUCCUCCUAAUGCCAUUAACAUCUUGUGCUAAUUUCAUGGCGAAGAAGGCAAAACAAAUGCCCCGUAAGCUGGGAAGUAAAAUGAAUACAGUGGUUUAGCAAAUAUACAUUAUUUAUUUAUUAGAGGUUCUGUAAUACUGAGUUAGCACUUUGAAGCAACAUGAUUUCUUUCUAGUUGAAAACAGCAGUUCCAAUGUCAGAGAUGUAUAAUACUGGUAAUCUGGUCUAACUAUGUCGAGCUUUUUUUUUUCCAAUAUUUUGUCAUGUAUUUUUAUGUGGUUCACAUAAAACUUGAGUGGAAUUGAUUUAGUUUGCCGAUUUUUAGUCCUUAAUAAUAUUUGGUGGCCUCCAAGUA
Elaeis guineensis (African oil palm) is the source of this 2260-nucleotide messenger RNA. RefSeq lists its product as uncharacterized. The record is from RefSeq and is a predicted model, not a curated record. Gene Ontology annotation, molecular function: nucleic acid binding; RNA-DNA hybrid ribonuclease activity. NCBI's taxonomy places the organism in Eukaryota, Viridiplantae, Streptophyta, Magnoliopsida, Arecales, Arecaceae.